AUGCUCUCAACCGGCCCCCUUCUCCUCUUGGCCUCCCUCGUAACUUACGCCUACAGCGCAACUUUCAAUAUCUCAACCACAGGCGGCAAUGCAUCCAGUCCUUUGCUCUACGGUCUGAUGUUCGAGGACAUCAAUAAUUCUGGCGACGGCGGUAUUCAUGGCCAACUCCUUAAAAACAACGGAUUCCAAGGCGACUCCCCAGGCCUAACAGGCUACGCAUCCGUAGGCGGCACCAGCCUUUCCCAAGACACCACUGUCAACCUCACAACCGCCAUACAAUCCUCCCUAAAGGUAUCCGUCCCAUCUGGCACCACCGCUUCCGUCGGGUUCUCUAAUUCAGGCUACGGUGGCGUACCCGUCAACGCUGGCACAUACGCCAACUAUUUUUACAUCAAAGGAAACUAUUCCGGCACCGUUACGCUAAAGCUCGUUGGCUCUACUUCUGGUACUGUGUUUGCUACUCAUGAUGUCACGGUUACGAGUAGUAGUGCUGCGUGGACGUAUGUCGAGACUAGUUUCACGGCGAGCCAGAGCCCGGACGGGAGUAAUGUGUGGCAGCUGCUUUUCGAUGGGAGUAAAGUUGCGGGAUCGGCGUUGUGGUUCGAUCUCGUGCAGUUGUUUCCAGAAACUUACCAUGGGAGGUUUAAUGGGAUACGUAAUGAUGUGGGAGAGUUUCUUGAGGCGAUUGGGGGAAGUUUCUUGCGGUUUCCUGGUGGGAAUAAUUUGGAAGGCGGGUCACCUGGUGCUCGCUGGAAGUGGAAUGAGACGAUUGGACCGCUAGAAAAUAGACCUGGUCGUCAAGGCGAUUGGAGUUAUCCAAACACCGAUGCUCUCGGUCUCAUGGAAUACCUUCAAUGGUGCGACGAUAUGUCCCUAACCCCAGUCCUGGCAAUUUGGUCUGGCCUCUCACUCGGCGGUGGCAUAAUAUCCGGCACAGCUCUAGACCCCUACGUAGACGACGCGCUUAACGAGCUCGAAUUCCUGCUCGGAUCCACCUCAACCACCUACGGCGCUCUCCGCGCCUCCUAUGGCCACGCAGCAGCAUAUGACAUCCCCUACAUUGAGAUUGGCAACGAAGAUAACCUCUCCUCGGGCUGCUCCACCUACGCGUCCCGCUUCACAGCUUUCUACGACGCCAUCCACGCCGCCUAUCCUUCUAUCCAAAUCAUCGCUUCCACAAGCGAGGACUCGUGCUUACCAGAUCCGUUACCGUCGGGUGUUUGGACCGAUAUCCAUCAUUAUUUAUCACCGUCUGGCUUUGUUUCAAUGUUCGAUGAGUUCGACAACUACCCCCGCACCACCGGGUACGGGAUCUUCGUCGGCGAGUACGCAAACACCGAAACUGAUUCCGGUACUCAACUAUCCUGGUCAAACGUCCAAGGCGCCGUCUCCGAAGCAGUCUACAUGAUCGGCCUAGAACGCAACUCCGACCUCGUAAAACUAGCCUCCUACGCCCCCCUCCUCGAACACUUCGGCCUAGCCGAAUGGUCCCCCGACCUCGUCGGUCUCUCCUCCGCGCCCGACUCCCUCACUGGCUCUGUGUCCUACUACGUACAAAAACUCUUCUCCAACGCGCGAGGCGAUACCAUUAGAGCCGUAAGCGCCGACGUAGAUUUCGGCCCGCUGUAUUGGGUUGCUAGCUCUACCACUGGCGGGAUAUGGUAUGUGAAGGUUGCGAAUUACGGAACAGAUAGUCAGAAUGUGACGGUGAAGAUUCCCACUGCGAGUGGGCUGAGCGGCACGGCCGCGCUGCAGUUACUGAGCGGGAGUGCGGGGACGAGUAAUGGACCGGAUGCUGUCAACGUUCAGCCGGCUAAUAGUACGUUGACGGGGAGUGCGACGGCGGGGUGGACGUUCGAUAUUCCCGCGUAUGGGGUUGCUGUGUUUACGGCGAGUCCUGCUUAA
This is a messenger RNA of Lachnellula hyalina, 1905 nucleotides long. RefSeq names its product putative alpha-L-arabinofuranosidase A. Lineage: Eukaryota; Fungi; Ascomycota; Leotiomycetes; Helotiales; Lachnaceae. Bases 1 to 1905 code for a protein of 634 amino acids. Gene Ontology annotation, molecular function: alpha-L-arabinofuranosidase activity. The record is from RefSeq and is a predicted model, not a curated record. The transcript has 7 exons. Gene Ontology annotation, biological process: L-arabinose metabolic process.